This is a messenger RNA of Silurus meridionalis, 4923 nucleotides long. It is a transcript of the gene slf2, whose product is annotated as SMC5-SMC6 complex localization factor 2. Lineage: Eukaryota; Metazoa; Chordata; Actinopteri; Siluriformes; Siluridae. The record is from RefSeq and is a predicted model, not a curated record. The transcript is spliced from 21 exons. The coding region runs from base 185 to 3805 and encodes 1206 amino acids.
AGAUGAAUUAGAAGACUUCUGAGGACACCAUCUUUGCUUUCUUCAAAUGUAAAAUGCAAAGUAACCUCAGGCAGCACAUCACCUCUAUGGCUUAUGGCAGCAAUAUACAUAUGUAUAUGGUGACUACAAAAAGCGGGAGCUGUGACUUGCUGCACAUGAAGUCCCUACGCCUGAAAUCCUGUUGAUGCAUGGCAAGGUGAAUGACAUUAUUCCACUUGGUGGUCCAUCACGUCAAAGAACCGACGAUAAAGGAAGAGCUCACCCAGUGUCCCAAUGCUCAUCUCAGGAGAUACAUAAAAAGAAUACACACACACUUAAGCCUUUAAACCCACUCUCACGACAUACGCCUUCUCAGAAAUCUUCUGUGGUGGAGAGAGGGAAUAGAGCUGCUGUGACAUUUACUUCAGGCUCUACGAAGGGUUUUUCAGGAAGCCAGCAGAGUCUCUACAAUUGUUAUGUACCAAUACAAAAAGUACAAUUGAACAACCACCACCACCUAAAUAAUAAUGGAUCAUACCAGUCUGCUGUUAAAAAGGAUGCACCUUUACAAAGGCAGGGCUCCUAUGACAAACAGAAAGAAUUUGCCCUUGCUUUAUGUAAGCAGCUGAAUGAGAAUUUGAAGGUUGAAAGGCCUGUGCUGCAGAAAGGGAAUACUUUGCAUAAGAUGCUUUCUGUUCAGCCUCCUCUCAGUUCCUCUUCUAUAUCUGAGAGCAACAAACAGUCAGCCCCACCAAACUCUCAGAGAAGACAAAGUCUUGACCGUAGGGUGAUUCAGCAAAGUCAGCAGUCUGUUGAGAAGAUGGACAAGCCAAUUGAUUUGGAUGACAUCUCAUCUUCACCUAGUCAGGAUGAUGUGCAUGUGCAGGCAGCUACACCAGCAGGUGGCAGAUCUUUAUCUUUGAAAAGACGAAGAGAAUCCAGUGCAGAACGACAUGGAGAGAGCAAGAAUUUGUGUCAAAAAGAAAGUGGAUUUACCCCAUCUUCUAAUAGUGGCAGCUCUUCCCAAAUUAGCUCAUCGCCAAAGUUUAUCAAAUGUGCCUUCUUGAAGACAAGUAAUGCAGCUGUGCUGACUUUAAGUGAGAAAUGCUCCCCAGCAUUAAAUAAUAGUCCUGGAGACAGAAUAAUGGCUUCAAACCAUGUAGCUAAACAGCUUUUUCCAGAACCAAGGACAGACAAUCAUGGACUCCAGACUGCAACUCUGAGCACUGUGGUCCAUGAAACAGAUCAUCAGAAAGAACUGAUGCAAAGAUCUACGGAAAACAAAUGUCCUUUAGGUUACUCAGUCACUGAUGGCCAAUGCCACUCACCUUCUAGUACACUUAUCCCAAAACAGGAAGAAAGGUGUUCGCCUGUUUCCUCAGGCACAAGUUUUUCACCAGACCAUAAGGAUCGGUUUAAAACCAUCUCUCCUCUCCAGCAACCAGAAGCUACUUUACCCAGCUCUCAGCACAGCACAGGCUCACACGUGGCAAAAACCCUUACCAAAGGCAAGAAGGAUGAAGAUGAGAAGGAAGACCUGGUGUGGAAGGAUCCUCUGGAUUUGGAGUUUGAGGAAGAUGUGGGGUUGGAGAUCUGUGCUCUUAGCCUCAGCAGCAGCCAUAGUAGUGAGGAGGACCGUCUGCUGUCUUUGCAGGAGAUCCUGCAGCACAGUGCCCGUGUGCCUGCCACUCCAGAUAAGGCGGCAUUCUCCGAGCCCAGCACUCCAGGCAUUAAAGUUUCUGCAGAGGAUCUUAAAAAGAAGGCUACAAGUUACAAGAACACGCUGGAUCAAAUGCUGAAAGAGAAGGAGCAAAAUCUGAAAUCUAAGGAGCUGGAAAUGCAGCUGCUUCAAACUUGUAAAGAAGACCUGUUAAAAUUGGAAGAAGAGGAUGAAAAUACAGAAGAAGGACUUUCACAUGAACAGAAGGAAUUCUUACAGAGAUUCUCAGUUACCUCAUGUGUCAUAAGAGACAUCCACCCUGGAGAGGAAGUAUUCACUCUCACCAACUCUGGCCGACUCUUUAACCAACAGAGUCUGGACUUAAGGAAGAUGGGUGUUACACCAAACAACAGAGCACAGCAGACUCUGCUACAAGCACAUUCAGAGCAGCUUCUGUUGCUGCUGAGUGCAGGCUUGUUUAGAAGAGCAUACUCAUCCUCCCCCUGCCAGCCUCAGGUGACCCGCUGGCUUUUUCAGAUGAUGUCAGUCCACCCAAACCCCAUCGUGUCUGCACAGAUUCUUCAAACUUUGAUGCACAUUGCCUUAUCUGCUGCUCAACAAAUAGUGGAGAAAAGCAAUAAGAAGUACGAGGUGUGGGUGCCCAGCAUUCAAGAUGUUGCAUUGGUCUUCCUCAACAUGGGUGUGCCGUUUGUCAGUUUGUUUCCAUUGGAGGAUCUACAACCCCCCUUUAAUGAGGGAGAUCUGCUAGAGAGUAUGGAAAUCCAGCCUGAUGGACCAAAAAGUGAGAAAGGUGGUGGCACAUUUCCAGAGCACAAUUUUGAGAACAUUAUUAAGUACCUGGCACUAUGUACAGCCCUGUGUCCAAGGGUGUAUGGUGAUGAGGAGCUGCUCCUGAUGUUGACAGUGGUGUUAAGAGUCAGUCUAGAGACACGUUUACAGCUGCUGCCCACUGGAGACCUCAGCUGCCUGCUACAGCACCUCCUGAACAACAUGACAAACUGGGAAAUGCAGUUGGCUCGUGUUUGCCAGGCCAUCACUAAUUUGAGUGAGGAUCACCACAACCUCAGACGUCUGGUACAGCUUCUACCUCACAGUGGCCGAGGAAAGCAAUUGAGGAGACAUGUGAGCGUGUCGAUCAUCUCUAAACUGUUAAACCACAGAUGCACUUAUACACCUUCAUGCACAGAAUUUCAGCUCUCUGAUCUGAGAUGUUACCUGCCUCGAAUGCGCCCUUCACUGCUGUUAAAGGGCUUAAUAGCUGCAAAGACCACAGAGCCACAGGAGACUGAUGACUGUUCCACCAAUCCAGACCAACAGGCUUAUUACCUCUGCUAUAGCCUUUUGGCUUUGACAAACGAAGCUUCCAAUUUUGAGUUUUUGCCAUCGAAACAGAGAAACGAACUGCUGCUACUGUCUGCUGAACUUGAGAAACACAUUAAAUGUGACAUCAGGGAGAGCGAGAAAAUGCUUUACAGGAGUAAGGUGAAAGACUUUGUUGCUCGAAUAUACACCAAAUGGCAGGUGCUUCUCCAGAGAUCAAGACCACAGGAGGGAAAGCUUUAUGAUUACUGGAAACCUCUUCCUGAGGACGAAACACCCAAAAAUAAAACAAUCGAAUUGACUGAGCAGGAAGACACCGAAGAGUCACUGAGUGAGGAGUCAGACAUGGACCAAUCUGAUGAGAAAGAGUGCACAGAGGAGGAAGAUGAAGUACCAAUGGAGAGUGAGGAAAAGCUAGAGGACAGUGCUGAAAAGAUUCAAGAGGAGACUGAAGAAUUACAUAUGGUUUCGUGUAAAAUAAAAGACAAACAAACUUUAAUAAACCUGAAUGACAAAGAUACAGAUGAGGCAAAAGAUGACACAGCAACAAAUCACAAACACAAACAAAACCAACUAUUAGGAGAAAGUUCGGAAGGGUCAGUAGAGAACGAAGAGGAUAAAAACCCCAUUUAUUUAAUGAGGUCUUCAUCCUUGUCGCUCUCUACUGACCCUUCCGAAGAAGAAGAGCUUCUUAAAGAUGACGGUUCUCUAAAUAGAAAUGGAGAACUUUCAGACGGAGAAAACGAUGAGCCUGAGAAACUAGAGCUUUUAGGCGAGCAUGCAGAUGUGUUGGAGAAAACAUAUAAUUUGCUCUUUGAUGAAUAGUCAUUUAUUGACAUCUGGACAUGGUUGCUCUUCUUCCUUGUAAGUGACUUGGGAGUCAUCAUGUGAAUGUUGAAGGAGGUUUUGCUCAGAGUUUAAACUAUGCAGUUUUUAAAAUGUGUAAAUGUGUGGAGAGCAAGUUUCCCUAUUUCACUCUUUGGAAAUUGAGUUCUCUCUCUUGGGUUUUCCACACAUUUAUUUUGCCGUAGUACUUAGUAUAAUAGUGCAAGGCAUUUACUCACUCUGUUCCAGUCACUGUGCUACAGUGUGAAAGAACAAUUAUUCUCUCCUAUAAAUGUAAAGCAUAAUGCACUGUACUGCCUUACCAAUCCAUUAGAGGGCGUUUUCUUUAUUCAGUUACUGGCACAUGGUUUCUCAUCUUUAAGCAGCAGUUAUCUUUGUAAUGUUUAUUUAUGUGGGGGUUUUCUUUUAAACAUUUUUCCCAGGUAUUUUUAAGAAACAGUGAACAUGCCUGCUAAUAAGUGUUAAUAAGACACAGCAAAAUACAUUUCCAUGUUUCCGUGGCCAUUUACAAGCACAGAAAAUAGUUUAAUGUUUUUAUACAUGUAAUAUCUUCAUCACAAUAAAAAAUUAAUAAAUAAUGGGCAAAUAAUCUGUUUACAUACAUUAUAGUAUGCAAAUGUAUACCUGGCAAAAAAAAAACCAAACAAAAAAAAAAACGGAUUAUUAUUUAUACUGGAAUGUUCUAAUAUUGUAUGGUAGAAAGAUACUGUUCAUAUAUUAAAAAUUUGUAUUUACUAUAUUUUUUUAAUUAUAAAGUUUAUUAAAUUUCCACUUGAUAUCAGUAGUGCAAUUCUUUACUUUGAUGCCAUUAUGUUAUCCUGGAAUAUCUUAGUUUAACAAAUUUUGUCCUCAUGAUUCUGGGAUUUGGGGAAAAUUUGCAUCUGAAGCCUUCAGCUCUAAAAUGAAUAUAUACAUACGUCAUAAGGUGUAUAAAAUGUGCAUAGAAAGUUCCGUAUUAAAUAAACUUUGCUGUAUGUCUGUUUUCCAAUUGCACUAGAUGUCACUCAGGAGGUGGUUGAAGGACUUCUUUGUUAUAUACAAAUGUUUUAAAUAUUUUUUGAUGUAUACAUAUUUGUAAAAUAAAAAAAAUUUAUUAA